Messenger RNA from Soboliphyme baturini, 441 nucleotides. Lineage: Eukaryota; Metazoa; Nematoda; Enoplea; Dioctophymatida; Soboliphymatidae. The record is from the annotation of a GenBank genome assembly.
AUGCAAUUCGACUCUGACCUCGUGUCAAGGCCUCAUCCGCCGGAAGACACCGAUUUUUACGAUCGCAGGAAACUGGCCGCCCUCAUUUUUACGACAGCCGUCUUCGCUGUGCUCCAAAGCGGCAUCGAGAAGCAGCGUCUGUCAGGUUCCCAAACGAUAGACCAUUUCAACGCCGGUAAAAUGGAUCUUGAUCAGCUGCUUGAAGAAACUACAAAGGGCCAGCGUAUCACUGUCGAAUGGCAGAACCUGGGUCUUCACAUCAUCUCGGUAAAGGGGGGCAACCCAUCGCCUAGGGCCAGCGGAAGACGGUGGGCAGAUCGGGCCGUCGCGGCAGCGGCACGCUUCGGUGUCCCACUGACCGAAGCCGAUGCGCAACGAGGCAAAUGCGCAUCAGCCGCAGUCGUCAGGUCAGAUUCCGCCCUACUAAUGCCGUCAUCGUGA